AUGGGAAACCUACACUUGUCCGCCAACAAUUUCAAAAAUUACAUGCCCACAGCCGUCAAGUCCCUGGGAUUCAAUGACACAAUCUCCUUGGUCCUCACAUGUCCUCCAUACCUCUUCGGUGCUUUCACAUCAAUCGCUGUCUCGUGGUCUUCGGGCCACUUCAACGAAAGGACCUGGCACAUUGCAAUUUCUAAGGCCGUCGCCAUUCUCGGUUUCGCCGUUGCAACGGGGACGACGAACAUUGGUGCACGCUACUUUGCCAUGUUCAUCUUCGUGAGCGCCACAUACGGCGUCAAUAAUAUCAAUCUCUCGUGGACCUCUUCUGCACUUGGCCAGACGGAUGAAAAGAAGGCCGCGGCUAUCUCCAUCGUCAAUAUGCUUGGUAAUCUCUCCUUUGUAUAUACACCUUACCUCUGGAACGACGAGGAUUCCCCGUUGUUUCGCCCGCCAACGAUCGCAAGUAUUGGCUUCUCUUUUGGGGUCGCUUUGACCGCGUGGCUGAUGAAGUGGAUACUCGUGACGCAGAACACGAGGAUCAGGGAGACCGAUAACGAGGCUGUCAAUUUUUAUGCCUACUAG
Diaporthe citri is the source of this 579-nucleotide messenger RNA. RefSeq lists its product as uncharacterized. Lineage: Eukaryota; Fungi; Ascomycota; Sordariomycetes; Diaporthales; Diaporthaceae. The record is from RefSeq and is a predicted model, not a curated record. The transcript has a single exon. Gene Ontology annotation, cellular component: membrane. Gene Ontology annotation, molecular function: transmembrane transporter activity. The coding region runs from base 1 to 579 and encodes 192 amino acids.